AUGACAAACCGCAAAGGAACUGAGGCACCAUCCACCGCAUCUGCGCCGGCUUCCGACGACCCCCAUUACGUCCGGCUGCAUAUCACCCCACUAGACGCCGAGCUGCUUAAAAUCGCCCUAUCAUCGACCCUACUCCCAAAGGCUCGCAAUAUUUCCUUCCACUCGCUCGAGACAUUCCCAGAGAAGCGGUUCGGCUUCUUGGAUCUCCCGGAAGAGGACGCGACGAAAAUAAGCAAGAAGCUCAACGGAUCGGUGCUGAAAGGCGUCAAGAUCCGCAUUGAGCGCGCAAGGCCGUCCAGCCUUCCCACUCCACUCGGUCCAGUUGCAAUGACCAAAGAAGAUAUCCCCGGGAGCACGGUUGACGCCGUACUCCCGCCGAAGGAUAAAAAAAAGAAGAGGAAGCGUGGUGCUGAGGAACUCAGCGGCAUAAUCUUGGAGGAAGACCGAAAGAUCAAGCGCGGAUGGACCAACCCCGACGAGCCCAAGGAGAAGAGAUCAAAGAAGGACAAGGAGAAAGCCGGGAAAGAGAAGAAGAAGCGAACAAAAUCUAAAUAUACCGACCAUGCUGAGUGUUUAGUCAAGACUGUCUUGCCCGCAAUUGCCACCCCAUUGCCCGACGUCCACCAGUCCACCCCGACAACAAAGAAGAAGAAGGGCAAGUCACGGGAGGUGGUCAUUCACGAGUUUGAGAAGACCACCAAGUUUCCGACGUUCCUAAAGGCGGUGGCGCCCAGCGGCCAGCCAACUACGCCCCUAGAGUUUGUGGAUGGCAAGGGUUGGGUGAACGAGGAUGGGGAAGUGAUAGAACCGGUGCAGGCCAGGCCGCCUCCGAGUGGCAAGAUCUUGCUUCCCAGCAAGCCAAAAACCGAGGCUCAGGAGACCAAAACGGAGGAUGAGGGUACAACAAGCUCCAGCGACGAGGAGUCCGAUGAGGAAAGCGAGAUGAAAAGCCCAGGUGCCGCUGAAGACAGCGAGCCUAGCCCCGACCUGGCGAGGUUGAAUGGCUCUCCGCUACCAGGCAAGCCUGAUCAGUCGCGGCCGAGAUCGUCCGGUUCAACCCGCAGUUUAUCGAUCAAAAUCCCGCCUGCAACCCCAAGCGAGUCCAGAGUGCACCCCCUUGAAGCCUUGUACAAGCGCGACAAGCAAGCAGACGGUGAAAUCCCCAAAGCAGACACGAAUGGUCAAAGUUUCAGCUUCUUUGGCGGUGUUCACGACGAAAGUGACGGAGAAGAGGCAAAUGUUGAUGCGGACGAGGCUCCGGGGGCUCAAGUUCCAUUGACUCCCUAUACUCGCCACGACCUUGAAUUGCGCGGCAUUCGGAGUGCGGCGCCUACCCCCGACACGGCACACCCUAAGCGGAGGUUCACGCCGUGGGAAGGCGACAACGAUGGCGAGGAGCAAGAUGGAAAAGGGACGGAUGAGGAGAUCGAAGACCACGAUGAGGAGAUUGCACCGAGCAGCCCAGCAGCCCAGGGGGGUGAGGGUGAUGGCAAGCCGGCCAGCGACUUCCAGGAUUGGUUCUGGAAAAACCGGGGAGAUCUCAAUCGCUCAUGGAAGAAGCGGAGAAAGGCUGCGGGCAAGGAGAAGAGGUACAGAGAAAAUAAGGCUCGCAUGGCCCGAGCGAUCUAG
Chaetomium globosum CBS 148.51 is the source of this 1629-nucleotide messenger RNA. RefSeq lists its product as uncharacterized. The transcript has a single exon. The record is from RefSeq and is a predicted model, not a curated record. Lineage: Eukaryota; Fungi; Ascomycota; Sordariomycetes; Sordariales; Chaetomiaceae. The coding region runs from base 1 to 1629 and encodes 542 amino acids.